UCUUUCCUCCUACAUGCCAUGGGGGAAAUUCCUCGCAAUCCCGCCCCCAAUAGGGACUCAACCCUCACAUUUCGCGAAGUCACCGAGGAUAACUGGCGUGCGGUAGCAAACUUGAGUCCUAAGGACGGGCAGGCAGGCAACCUCGCCGCCAACGUAUGGUCUCUCUGCGAGGCCCACUACUCCGAAGACGCAUGGGUACGUGCCAUUUACGCCGACGAGACGCUUGUCGGCAUGUUGAUGAUGGCGAUAUGGGAUCCUGACGAGGCGUACUACAUCUGGCGACUCAUGAUUGAUGGCCGGUAUCAGAGUCUCGGGUACGGUCGACGGGCCGUGGGAUUUGCGAUUGCGCAUAUACGACAGCAUAAUCCUCGAGCAAAGCAGUUGGGGGUGAUGUCAACGCCACCGGAGGGAAAGAAAAGCGAUAAUCCUCUCAAGAACGUCAAGCCUGAGGAUUCGCCGUAUAGGUUUUACCAGAAACUCGGGUUCAAGCAGAUUGCGCCACCAGAUGAAGAUGGGGAGAUUAUGAUGUCGAUAGAGUUGUAAAUGGCUACUACCCAAGAGUCACCAUUACGCGUAUAGUCAUAUUCCAUAGUGGUUUCUAGAGCCACGCAUCAUUGUUCUUUGAUAUGAAGUCCUUAAAAGUGGCUUUUGGCAUCUCUUCAUCGGGACCACCGCGGACCCAGUCAAGGAUUGGUUGGUCUAUUUUGGUAGAUCCGCCCACCACAGGAUUUUCGGGAUUAGAAGAUUUGCUGUCUCUAUUUACAUAUAGAUAAUAUAGAAAGCCAUGAGAAAAGGUCAUGAUAACAAUUAUUAUAUGUGGCAAUAGACUUUUAUUUGAGAGUUUGGUUUCGAUGGAAGUCGGGCGUCAGGUGGCUCAGGGCAGUGAAUGGACAGGCC
Molecule: messenger RNA, 897 nt
Organism: Aspergillus caelatus
Lineage: Eukaryota; Fungi; Ascomycota; Eurotiomycetes; Eurotiales; Aspergillaceae
Product: GNAT family N-acetyltransferase
Exons: 1
Coding region: 19-543 (174 amino acids)
Molecular function (GO): acyltransferase activity, transferring groups other than amino-acyl groups
Source: RefSeq, a predicted model, not a curated record